Achroia grisella is the source of this 3855-nucleotide messenger RNA. Its product is annotated as venom dipeptidyl peptidase 4-like. Gene Ontology annotation, molecular function: dipeptidyl-peptidase activity; serine-type peptidase activity. Lineage: Eukaryota; Metazoa; Arthropoda; Insecta; Lepidoptera; Pyralidae. The coding region runs from base 392 to 2956 and encodes 854 amino acids. The transcript is spliced from 18 exons. Gene Ontology annotation, biological process: proteolysis. The record is from RefSeq and is a predicted model, not a curated record.
CGUUACGCCGGCCUUUUCCAAAGUUUUUACUCGUACACUGGCGUGCGUCGAGUUGAUAAACAAGCACUCGUAACACCAUGCUAACUACUGUUUAUUUACAAAUAUGGAUCUAAAUGUGUGUCGUACUUUGGGCUGGAAUUGUAAAUUGUCUUUGUAAAUAAUUGUGCUGCAGAGAUGCAAAUUAAAUUGUUUGUAGAAUGAGUGAGAUCUGUCAAUGAUUGAUCGUCGUGAACAAUAACUGUUUGAUGUGUGGUAAUUGUGAAAUUCUCAUAGUGAGAGUAACGAUCCUAGUACAAUUAGGUUGUAAUGAUCUCUCGUGUGAUGUUUAUGUGUGUUGAUGCGUAUCACAGUUUCUUGUUGCACUAUUUACGUUAGAUAAAAGGAUAUAAAAAUGGCGCAAGAUGGAAACUCCACCAUGGAGAUGGGCACCAGUGAUCAGGUUCUAGUGUCUAAGAAAAGACAAAAAAGGAUAACGUUUGUAUUAGCAGUCGUCGCUAUGUUAGCCGUUAUAGGUAUAGUGGUGGCAUUAGUUGUAGUAUUUACGGGCAAUGAUGCUGAUGCUGAACCUAUUAUAUCAACGACAGAAGACCCAACGUCAUCAACAUUAUCAAGUACCAGUGAAUCGACAACCGGUACACCAGUGUCGCCCGACCCGACGCCUGAUCCAUCGCCCGACCCAACACCCGAUUCGUCGCCUGACACAUCGCCCGACACGUCGCCCGACACGUCGCCCGACAUUUCGUCGACUACAACGACAACACCUGAACCAACAGAACCUCCACCUCCAGAACUAGACUUGGAGUCAAUUAUUAAUGACAAGUACUCCCCACCAUCGUUUGAUGCAACUUGGUCUACAGGAAAUCAAGCUAUAAUCCGCACUGAAUCUGGCGACUUAAUAUCUCUCAAUAUCGAAAACAAUAGCACCAGAAUACUUAUUUCAAACACAUCUGAGAUUCUGCAGCGAUCCGAGAGAAGCCCGCUGUUAUCUCCGGAUGGCGAUGAAGUCGCGAUAGCUUAUGAUGUUCGGAGAGUGUACAGACAUAGUUUCUUGGCGUUGUACGCUUCUGUCAACGUCGAUAGCCAAGUACAGGUUUCCAUUGUACCUCCGGGCUUAGCAACUAGGUCCGACGAACCCUUGCUUCAAAACUUCGUAUGGGGUCCAUCGGGUACCGCGUACGCUUUUGUCUAUCGGAAUAACAUCUACUACAAGUCCAACUUGAAUGAUUCCAGUGAAGCACAACAAAUCACUACUUCGGGUGAAUUGGAUGUAAUUUAUAAUGGAAUUCCUGACUGGGUGUAUGAAGAGGAGGUAUUUUCAUCAAAUAACGCGUUAUGGUUUUCGCUUGAUGGCACGAAGUUGGCUUAUGCUACCUUCAACGAUACCGAAGUGAAAAUAAUGAAUGUACCUCAUUACGGAGUGCCGGGUUCAGAUCAACAUCAGUACACAUUACACCACUCUAUUCGAUACCCAAAGUCUGGUACAAAGAACCCUACAGUUACUGUCACUAUUCAGGAUCUGGCAUCUGGCCAGAGUACAGUCUUCAAUGCUCCCAACGAAAUUGACGAGCCAAUUUUAAAGCCAGUGCGCUUCGUGACGAAUGACACAAUCGCAUUGGUAUGGACGAACCGAGCACAGAACUCCUUAAUUGUGGAACUGUGCACUUUCCAGUCGAACUGCGCAGGGAUAUAUUCAUAUAAUGAAGUAAAUGGAUGGAUUGACAACAUUCCAAUAAUUUUCAACGAACAAGGAACGGCUUUCAUUACCAUUUUGCCACAAACAGUGAACGGUGAGCGAUACAAGCAAAUAGUUCAAGUGACACAAGGAGGGACGGGCGAAUGGUCGACUCAAAAUCGUGUUAAUGUUGGAAAAACUGUUCUCGAUAUAUUAAAAUGGACCUCUGAUGACGUAAUCUGGUACAAGGCAACAGCUUCAAACGACACAUCUGAGCAGCACAUAUACAAUGUAAACAACUCUGGUGUAGUAUCAUGCUUCACUUGCCUCCUAAGUGAUGACAAGAAUUGUCUCUUUAAUGAUGCAACUAUUAGCAACGGUGACCUGAUCAGUAUUACCUGCGCUGGCCCGAAUGUACCACAAGUAUUCAUCUACAAUACUAACGGCGACUACGUUCGAACCUGGGCAGACAAUAGCCAACUGUUGUCUCAACUGGAAGAAAUACCGAGCCUUCCAGUAACGUUCCGUGUGCCCAUACCUCCCGAAUCUGGAUUGCAUAAUGCUGAUGUACUUAUUCAAGCUCCACCUAAUUACGCAGAGCUGACUAACGUGCCUUUGCUUGUUUAUGUCUACGCUGGUCCAGAUACAGCUCUCGUGACACAAGAAUGGCUGUUAGACUGGGGCACCUCGCUAGUAAACCGCUGGAAUAUAGCGGUAGCAAGAAUUGACGGCCGCGGCUCAGGACUGCGUGGCGUUGAUAACUUAUUCACGCUCAACCGAAAACUUGGGACCGUUGAAAUCGAAGACCAAAUCAAUAUUACAAGGUAUUUACAGCAGACCCUUCCCUGGGUGGACGGUAACCGCACGGGCAUCUGGGGCUGGUCUUACGGAGGGUAUGCAGCGUCGCUGGCUCUGGCGCGCGGCGGAGACGUCUUCCGCUGCGGCAUAGCCGUCGCUCCCGUUGUCGACUGGCGUUUCUACGAUACAAUAUACACGGAACGUUAUCUGGAUACUCCUAACAAUAAUCCACAAGGUUAUAUAGAUUCUUCACUUCUUACCGCCGAAGCUUUGGAGUCAUUUCGUGAUAAACGGUACUUCCUGGUACAUGGAACGGCGGACGAUAAUGUACAUUAUCAACACGCCAUGUUACUGUCUCGCCACCUACAAAUAAAAGAUAUAUACUUCGAACAAAUGAGCUACACUGAUGAAGGGCACGGAUUAAACGGAGUGAGACCGCAUCUCUACCACGCACUCGAGAGAUUCCUGAAGGAGAAUCUAUUGUAAUAUAUUGUAUUAUAAAUAAAUUAUUUAUUGGCCGUCAUAUUUAAAUAUUCUGGCGACAUUUUUUUUGUGAUCGAGUAUUAUAAAAGAUUAUAAAAUUUCAUUCAGAAUGUUCCUAAGUCAUAGAUUUUUAUAUUUCUUUAUUAGACAGACUGUAUUUCAAAAUAGGUACCUAGUUUAUUAGAUAUUAAAGUUGAAAAAGCACUAGUAUAAUUGUGUGAUAAAUAAACAUGACACAUGGUUAGGUGUUAUGUUUGAAAAUCAAUAAAAUACAUUUUAUGCCAACCUGAAAAAGCCACAGGCUCUUACAGAUAUACAUUUUUCGAUUCACGUAUAGUUGAUGAAUAAUUAUGAAAUAGAAGUUAGUCUACUCAAUCGGUCAAUCAGUUUCACUCAAUCCAGUGUUUGUAUAAAUAGCAGUAAAAUCAGAUUCCUAAGUAUUGCAAUUUAUAGCCUAUUUAGGUUGUAUAGUUUUGUUAGCCAAUUUUUUUUAAUUUUUGAAUAAUAAUAUUGCUAUACAUAUGAAACAUUUCAAAUGAUGUAAAAACAUGUCUUAUCAUAGAGUAUUAUUUUGUCCACUAGUGUAAAUAUAACGGCUUUCUGUAUAUCAUAGGUAUUCAAUAUAUUAGGAUAUUCAAUAUAUUACAAAAAAGAUUCGAUUACGUAACUUGAAUGUCAAGUAAUAUUUUUUCGAGUGUUGGUAAAUUUUACCUUCAUCAGACUUGACAAAAUAUCUUGAUGUAAGAAAUAUCAUACAUUAAAGUGUAACGAAAGUAAUUAAUUACCUGAAUUUCCGCAAUAAUAUCGAGGAAAGCGAGUUGCUUUUCUAUAGUAAUACAUAUUAUGUUAUCUGUGGUAAUGCCAUGACUUUAGACGUAGUCUCUAAUAUUUUCAAGCAUGAA